Molecule: messenger RNA, 2259 nt
Organism: Spea bombifrons (plains spadefoot toad)
Lineage: Eukaryota; Metazoa; Chordata; Amphibia; Anura; Pelobatidae
Gene: NADSYN1
Product: NAD synthetase 1
Exons: 21
Coding region: 55-2175 (706 amino acids)
Biological process (GO): NAD+ biosynthetic process
Cellular component (GO): cytoplasm
Molecular function (GO): ATP binding; NAD+ synthase (glutamine-hydrolyzing) activity; glutaminase activity
Source: RefSeq, a predicted model, not a curated record
CCUGCCUCCUUGCUGCCUGUCUGCCUCCUUGCUGCCUGCCUGCCUGCUGUAAUAAUGGGUAGGAAGGUGACUCUGGCGACCUGUUCCUUGAACCAGUGGGCUCUGGAUUUCGAAGGAAAUUUAAAGAGAAUAUUACAAAGUAUAAAGAUUGCAAAGCAGAAAGGUGCUCGGUACCGACUGGGUCCAGAACUAGAAAUCUGCGGAUAUGGGUGUGCGGAUCACUUCUACGAGUCUGAUACCGUACUGCAUUCAUUUCAAGUUUUGGCCGAGCUCCUGGAGUCUCCUCUUACUACUGACAUUAUCUGUGAUGUAGGCAUGCCGGUAAUUCACAAAAAUGUUCGUUACAACUGCCGAGUGAUAUUUCUCAACAAGAAAAUCCUUCUGAUCCGGCCAAAAAUGGUUAUGGCCAAUGGUGGAAACUACAGAGAGCUGCGUUGGUUCACGCCAUGGAACAAACCAAGAGAAGUAGAGGACCAUUUCCUUCCUAGAACUAUCCAAAGAAUCACUGGGCAGGACACUGUUCCUUUCGGGGACGCGGUUUUAGCAACAAAAGACACGUGCAUAGGGACAGAAAUCUGUGAAGAACUGUGGUCACCAAACAGCCCUCACAUUGAUAUGGGUUUGGAUGGCGUUGAGAUAUUCACCAACUCCUCCGGCAGUCACCACGAACUGAGGAAAGCCCACCUACGGGUGGAUCUGGUCAGGUCCACCACAGCUAAGAACGGUGGGAUUUAUCUUCUAUCCAACCUACGAGGAUGCGAUAGUGACCGCUUGUACUUCGACGGCUGUUCCAUGAUAUCGCUCAACGGAGACAUCGUCGCGCAAGGAUCCCAGUUUUCGCUAAAUGAUGCGGAAGUUCUCACGGCAACGUUAGACUUGGAAGACGUUCGAACGUACAGAGCUCACAUUUCAUCUCGGUGCAUUUCGGCGAGCAGAGUGACCCCAUAUCACAGAGUUCAAGUGGAUUUUUCACUCUCGCACUUUGAAGAUGUUUUCACGCUCACUUCUAACCAGAUCCAGUGGAAAUAUCAUAGUCCGUCGGAAGAAAUCAGCCUGGGUCCUGCUUGCUGGCUUUGGGAUUACUUACGACGUAGUAAACAGUCCGGAUUUCUGCUGCCCCUCAGUGGUGGGGCUGAUAGCUCCGCAGUGGCCUCUAUCGUGUAUUCCAUGUGCUGCCUGGUUUGCGAAGCUGUGGACGAGGGAAAUCAGGAAGUGUUGAGUGAUGUCCGCCAGAUCGUAAACGAUGAAAAAUACAAGCCGGCGCUUCCUCGGGAAUUCUGUAAUCGCAUCUUGACGACAUGUUACCUGGCUACUGAGAAUUCAUCCAAAGACACCAACGACGUAGCCCGGCUGCUGGCAGAACAGAUAGGGAGCUACCACCUAACACCUAACAUAGAUACCGCCGUUAAGGCAAUCUUGGGGAUAUUUAGCGCAGUGACUGGAAAAAUCCCCCGAUUCCGGGCUCAUGGGGGCAGCGUGCGGGAGAAUUUGGCGCUCCAGAACUUGCAGGCCCGCGUACGCAUGGUGACCGCCUACUUGUUUGCCCAGCUUACUCUUUGGACUCGUGGCUUGCCAGGAGGGCUUCUGGUUCUCGGAACGGCUAACGUUGAUGAAAGCCUUCGAGGAUACUUUACGAAAUAUGACUGCUCAAGUGCUGACAUUAAUCCUAUCGGUGGUGUCAGCAAGACGGACCUGAGGGACUUCAUUCAAUAUUCAGCUGACAAAUUCCAGCUCUCGGCGCUUACAAAGGUCCUGUCUGCUCCAGCCACGGCAGAACUAGAACCACUCGUUAACGGGAAAGUGUCUCAGAACGACGAGGUUGACAUGGGAAUGACUUACGACGAGCUGUCCGUUUACGGCAGACUGAGAAAGGUGGCAAAGAUGGGACCUUACAGCAUGUUCUGUAAACUUUUACUCAUGUGGAGGACAAUCUCGCCGAGAGAGGUUGGAGAGAAAGUAAAGUAUUUUUUUAGGAUGUAUUCCAUCAAUCGGCACAAAAUGACGACCCUCACCCCUGCCUAUCACGCAGAGAGCUACGGCACCGAUGAUAACCGAUUUGACCUACGACCUUUCCUCUACAACGCGGGGUGGGCCUGGCAGUUCCGCUGCAUAGAUAAGGAGGUGACUCACCUGGAAGGAAACGUGAAGGAUAAAGCUUUUGAAGAAUUGGAUUGAUCAUUAAUUUAAGAAUUCUACAAGAACCGUAGCGAAGAUCUCCAAAUCGAAGCAGGAAAUUCCUUAAAUAAUUGUUAAGCAAAA